AUGCCGCCCCGGGAGUUGAUUGACGCCAUCGACGCGGCGAUUCAGGGCGGCGUCAACAUGGUCCAGUUGCGCGACCGCGCCACGACCGGGCGGGCGAGAACCGAUUUGGCCAAGGCCGUUCGGGAAGUAACCAGGGAUCGAGCGGUGUUCGUAGUGAACGGGGACCCCGAGUUGACGGCGCAGACGGGCGCGGACGGUGUGCACCUGCCGGAAUCGGCGAUGCCCGUUUCGACGGCGCGGCAAAUCGCAGGGCCCGGAGCUCUCGUUGGCCGUUCGGUGCAUAGCAGGGCCGCGGCAGCGUCGGCCGCGGGGCAGGGCGCCGACUACCUGAUUGCCGGUACCGUGUACCCAUCUCCAUCCCACCCCGGCGGAACGGCAAGCGGGACCGCCAUCAUCCGGAGCAUCGUCGGAAUGGUUGACCUGCCAGUCAUAGGCAUAGGCGGUAUAGACGCGUCGAACGCGGCCCGCGUGAUGGGCGCCGGCGCGCGCGGCGUGGCCUGCAUUAGCGCGAUACUUGCCGCCAAAGACCCGCGUCUUGCGGCGGCCGCAAUCGCAAAACACAUCGAUCAGCGCGGGUCGAAUGAUGACACCCAAUGA
Messenger RNA from Geodia barretti, 597 nucleotides. The record is from the annotation of a GenBank genome assembly. Lineage: Eukaryota; Metazoa; Porifera; Demospongiae; Tetractinellida; Geodiidae.